Molecule: messenger RNA, 728 nt
Organism: Rubroshorea leprosula
Lineage: Eukaryota; Viridiplantae; Streptophyta; Magnoliopsida; Malvales; Dipterocarpaceae
Source: the annotation of a GenBank genome assembly
CCCAUCGGAGACUCUCCGGCAAACUUCUUCUGAAAAGGCCUUGACUUAACGAAAUUUCUCUCUAUUUCCUCAAUGUUCGAAAUCUCUCCCAGAUUUUUCGUUCGAUUCCAGAAGACUUCUGUUCUACUCACCGCCGUUUCUCAACUCAAUCACAUAGGUCAAGGCCGGUCGUCGUAAAUGAGCGCAAGGAGGCGAUCCCGACUUUGAUUGAGGAAAUUAAUGUGUAUUUGGGAUUGAGGGCUUGAUUGGUAUAUAUAAGUGGUUGAAGCUAUGAAUAUCAGGGGAAAUAAAUUUGAGAGAUAAAUCUUUAAUUGGGCGUUAUGCUGAUGCAAUUUUUCCGAGAAAAGUUAGAAACUCACUGGCUUCUGUCAUGGAAAGUGUGCGGAGAGGGAUUGAGAUGGGUUCUGAAAGGAUCCAAAGCUUCAGAAAACCUAUGAACUUACAGCCUCCCCGUAACAAGUCAGAAAAAGAUUCAGGUCUUCGGAAGAAAAUUCUUGAUCCACAGGGAUCUUUCCUUGAAAACUGGAAUAAAAUAUUUCUCCUAGCCUGUAUAAUUGCUUUGGCACUGGACCCUCUCUUCUUCUACAUCCCAGUGGUUGUGAAUAGAGACAAGCGAAAAAUCCUCGACCUGGAUGAAAAUCUGGAAAAAAUUGCGUGUGUCCUUCGUACAUUCAUGGAUGCCUUCUAUAUAAUUCACAUGAUCUUUCAAUUCCGAACUGGGUUCAUUG